Molecule: messenger RNA, 1207 nt
Organism: Andrographis paniculata
Lineage: Eukaryota; Viridiplantae; Streptophyta; Magnoliopsida; Lamiales; Acanthaceae
Product: NDR1/HIN1-like protein 3
Exons: 1
Coding region: 181-903 (240 amino acids)
Biological process (GO): defense response to other organism
Source: RefSeq, a predicted model, not a curated record
AGCCCACCUCUUUUCUAUCCCGUUUAUUCGUUCAUUAUUCAAUUAAUUGAAUAUUGGAUUGAAGUGGAUUGGAUUGGAUUGGAUUGGAAUCAGCCCACACCUGUUUGACAGUUUCUUUGGAAGCAUAAGAACAGGGGAUUAGAUUAGGUCUCUGCUCUCAGAAUUAUUCCCAAUUCUGUAAUGGGGGAAACUCGGCAGCCGCACCUCAAUGGAGCCUACUACGGGCCCUCCAUUCCACCUCCUCCGCGGAAGUCCUACCACCGCCCCGGCCGCGGCGGCGGCGGCGGGUGCUGCUGCAACCCGUUCUCCUGCUGCUGCAGCUGCCUGAUGAACUGUAUCUGCACCUGCGUCUUUCAGAUCCUCUGCACCAUUCUGGUAAUCCUGGGGGUUGUAGUGUUCGUUCUGUGGCUGAUUUUCCGGCCCAACGCCGUCAAGUUCUACGCCACGAACGCCUCGCUCACCGAGUUCAGCCUCGAGGGCAACAACACGCUCCGAUACAAUCUGGCGUUGAAUCUGACGAUCCGCAACCCGAACAAGCGCAUCGGGAUCUACUACGACCGGAUCGAGGCGGAGGCGUUGUACGAGGGGCAGAGAUUCGGGUGGGACAACCUGCAGACGUUCUACCAGGGGCAUAAAUCGACGAAUAAUCUGACGGCGGAGUUCAGCGGGACACACGUGGUGCCCCUCGGCGCCAAGGAGAUGUCAAACUACAACGGCGACAGAACUUCCGGCGUGUACGACAUCGAUGUGAAGCUUAAAUUGCGUGUGCGUCUGAAAUUCUGGAUCGUCAAGUCCGCCAGGUGGAAGCCCAAGAUCGAGUGCGACUUGAAGAUUCCGCUGACCUCCAACGGAACGGCGCCACAGGCUUUUGAAUCUAAGAGGUGUGAUUUCGAUUGGCGUUGAUUCAUUUUUUACUUUUGAAUCUGAUUCUGAUACAGUGAUCCUGCUCUGGUGUUGAUGAUGAUGAUGAUGAUGAUUAUAUAUAGAUUUUGAUAUUGAUAUUGAUUUCGAUUUCUUCAUUUCUGCUGCUGCUGCCAUUAGAUACUUUCUUGCUCUACGGCCAUUCGUAUUAUUAUUGUUAUCGAUUGAUUAUCCAUUGCUUCCUCUUUACUUUUGUUGAUCCGAUUGUAUUCUUCCUCUGUAAAUAAGUGAAAUAAUCGAGAGCAUAUUGAUUUAUUAAUAAGUGAAUUCCUCCUUUCUCCAUUCA